AUGAAGCAAACAAAAGGGAAAGGAGGCACAAGAGCUGUGGCCCCAGCUGGCCCUUUCUGGGAGGAACGGGGCUCCCCACAGCAGGGCUGGGGAAGGCGGGGGAAAGGCUGUGCUGCUGCGCUGAUGUGGCCUCUCCUGCUUUAUCAUUUCAGAAAAUUUGAAUUUAACCCCAAAGAUGGGAUCGACAACCCUGCCUUGUCGCUGACUGAGGACAUGGAUGGCGAGGGCACGGGGGAGCCCCGCUUCUACCUCCUGAGCAAGAGCAGCACGGAGACCUUCGGCUUCUGCCUCCACGAGGAGCUGGGCUGCCGGGGCCAUGUCAUCCAGCAGGUCAAGCUGGGGGGGCUGGCCCAGCGCAGGGGGCUGCAGGAUGGGGACCGGCUCCUCCAAGUCAAUGGCCAUUUUGUGGACGACAUGGACCACCGCAGGGUGGUGCAGAAGAUCAAGGCCAGUGGGAACCAGGUCCUACUGGCAGUGCUGGACGGUGACUCCUACGAAGCAGCCAAAGCUCUGGGCAGGGACCUGUCCCAGAUGCUGCCGGCCGCCCUCCUCCCGCUCCUCUGCCACAUCACACGGGACAAAAGUGGGUUUGGCUUCAGCGUGUCAGGUCCAGAAGGCGUGAAGGGCACCUUCCAGCUCUCUGUGAGGCAGGGUGGGCCAGCGGAGAGAGCAGGGGUGCCACCAGGCUCCUGGCUCCUGGAGCUGAACGGGGCCAGCGUGAAGAGCUAUUCACACGCGCAGCUCACCAGGAAGGUGGGUGCUCCCAGUACGGGUGAGUGGGGAGCUGGGGUUGGCAGUGUCGCUGAGCACCCUGUGUUUCCUGUCCAGAUUAAGCAGAGCGGCAGCAAGGUGACGCUGCUGGUGGCAUCCAGUGCCGUGGAGGAGUUUUACCGCCUGCGGGGUCUGUGUGUCACAGCCGCCUUGGCAGACACCUCCUGGCUCCCCUUCAAGGUCCGGGAGCUGCACAUGGUGAAGGGUCCAGCUGGCUAUGGGUUUCUGCUCAAGGAGGAUGACUGCAGCUCAGGGGCCACAGGCCAGUUUCUGUGGGACGUGGAUGCAGGGCUGCCAGCCGAGCAGGCAGGGAUGAAGGAGGGGGACCGUCUCCUGGCUGUGAAUGGUGAGAGCAUCGAGGGGCUGGACCACCAGCAGACGGUACUCAGGAUCCGUGCCCGUGAUGACGAGGUGACACUGCUGGUCAUUGACCCUGCUGGCGAUGAAUUCUACCAGUCGAUUGGGCUGUCCCCUCUGCUGUCCUUUGAGGACAGUGACCCUGCCUUGGGCUCCCGCACGCCCUCCCUGCCCUCUCCCAGUGGCUCCCCUGGACUCUGUCAUGUUGAGGUGGAACCAAAGGGACCUGGCUCCUGGCUGGUGGCUGCUGCCAACAGUAUAGGAAUCGCACAGCCCACGCCAGGAGGAGCAGAGGAGGCUGCACCAGGCAUUCUAGCAGCCCAGGGCACCCUGCCUCUGGCCAGGCUGCCCCACAUGGUGCCUCGACCCAGGCCACAUCCAGCCCAUCGGUGCCCCCCGCCCGGCUCCCUGGAGAGCACAGCACUGCUCAGCAUGGCCGUUGCACGCACAUCUGCUGUGGAGCUUGCAGCGUCACACCUCCCAGAGAUUCAUCUCCACUGAGCGAGGCUGGCUCCAAGCUUUCAUUAA
Messenger RNA from Cariama cristata (Red-legged seriema), 1656 nucleotides. RefSeq names its product PDZ domain containing 3 (gene NHERF4). Gene Ontology annotation, biological process: protein localization to plasma membrane. Gene Ontology annotation, cellular component: apical plasma membrane. Gene Ontology annotation, molecular function: protein-membrane adaptor activity; signaling receptor binding. The record is from RefSeq and is a predicted model, not a curated record. Lineage: Eukaryota; Metazoa; Chordata; Aves; Cariamiformes; Cariamidae.